CUCUCUCUCUCUCACACACACACACACAAAAAAGUGCUGACUUUGUCGAUCUCUAUUUCCCUUUUUCUUUCCUUUUUUUAAAAAAUUAUAAUUUUAUCUCACCUUGCUCCUUGUUCCCGUUCUCUCCUCUCAAUCCUCUCCUUUCCGUGGUAAGAAUUCGAUCUCUUGCGGUUCUUUGAUCUGAUCGCCGUGAGAAUUCCAGCAGCUCGGCUGCGAUCGGUGAGAGCCCUGGAGGAGGGGAAGCAGCGCCGCUGUUAGAGCUCCAAUUCGUCGGAUUUCUUUCCGUUAUUUUAGAUUUCGUUUCGUGAUUUGGGAUGGGUUGUUUCCCGUGUUUUGGAUCGCCUAAUAAGGAGAAGGAGAAAGAGAGCGACGUGAAGGGAGGAGGGGAUUUCAAGAAGGAAGCUCCCGCCGCUCCAUCGACGCAUCAUGCGGCGAGUGUUAGCUCCGACAAAUUGAAGUCAAGGAGUGGCUCGGAGUCCAAGAAGGAAGCUUCCAUGCCCAAAGAAGGAAAUUCUGCGCAUAUUGCAGCACAGAUUUUCACUUUUCGUGAGCUUGCUGCUGCAACUAAGAACUUUAGGGCAGAUUGCCUUGUGGGUGAAGGGGGCUUUGGUCGUGUAUAUAAAGGACGCUUGGAGAAUGGACAGGUUGUUGCUGUGAAACAACUUGACAGGAAUGGCCUUCAAGGAAACAGAGAGUUUCUGGUGGAGGUUCUCAUGCUCAGUCUUUUGCAUCAUCCUAAUCUUGUCAAUCUAAUUGGUUACUGUGCUGAUGGUGAUCAACGCCUCCUCGUUUAUGAGUUUAUGCCAUUGGGAUCCCUAGAAGAUCACUUGCAUGAUAUUCCACCUGACAAGGAGCCCCUUGACUGGAAUACACGGAUGAAGAUAGCAGCUGGUGCAGCUAAAGGCUUGGAAUACCUGCAUGAUAAGGCAAACCCUCCAGUAAUUUACCGAGAUUUCAAAUCAUCAAACAUCCUUCUUGGUGAAGGAUAUCACCCGAAACUUUCAGACUUUGGGCUUGCAAAACUUGGUCCUGUAGGUGACAAGACUCAUGUCUCAACACGGGUUAUGGGAACUUAUGGGUACUGUGCUCCUGAGUACGCAAUGACUGGACAGCUUACAGUGAAAUCUGAUGUCUACAGUUUUGGUGUUGUCUUCCUUGAACUAAUUACAGGGCGUAAAGCAAUUGACAACACUCGGCCUGAUGGGGAGCAAAAUCUUGUGGCAUGGGCUCGACCAUUAUUCAGAGACCGGAGAAAAUUCCCAAAAAUGGCUGACCCAUUGCUUCAAGGACGUUACCCAAUGAGAGGUCUAUACCAGGCUCUGGCUGUUGCAGCAAUGUGUUUACAGGAGCAAGCAGCAACUAGACCUCUUAUAGGGGAUGUCGUGACUGCACUUUCAUAUCUUGCUUCACAAACUUAUGAUCCAAAUGCUCCUGCUGCUCAAAGUAAUAAAGUUGGUCCAUCUACUCCAAGGAAUAGGGGUGACCGGAAAAGCCUUGGUUGUGGGACCAUCAAUCAACAUGCUCUCCAGUCACCACAAAGAAAUUCUCCUGACUUUAGGCAAAGGGAUCUUAUUAGGGGAGCAAGCUAUGGAGCAGAUGUUGGCAGAGGCGGUGUUGGUGGUGGCUCUGGACGGAAAUGGAGCUUGGAGGAGUUAGAGACACAGGAAUCUCAGAGGGACAGCCCAGUUCAUGUAGGAAAGGCAAGGGAAAGCCCGAAGAAUGUCAACCGAGAUCUCGAUAGAGAGCGUGCUGUUGCAGAGGCUAAAGUAUGGGGUGAGAAUUGGAGAGAGAGGAAGCAGUCAUAUGUGCAGGGUGGCUGUGAUAGCACAAAUGAGUAGCUGAGAGGUGGUUUCGGACAUAACCCUCUAUAAGUUGCAUUUUAUCUGUAUUAUUCUUAUAGCAGAAAAGGCAUUUGUAGGUCAGAAUUCUGUGGCUCAGAAGACAUCAUCCGUUCGAUCUUGGUUCCAUAUUCUCUGUGAAUAAGAUUGAUGUUUUCUGUCAUCACUGCUGCUCCUUUUGUAAUUCUUUGGUUGAGGAUCAGAUCAGAUGCCCUCUCCAGGUAUUUCCUGGACAAUGUAGAGUGCUUUAUGAGCGGAAGCCUUAUCAUUUCACUGUGAAAGGUGGCAGAUCAAAGAUUAAAAAAAAGUGCAUCAAAAAUGUAGAAUUGCAUUUCAGACCAAAUAUAUGUAGCCUAGCACAGGUAUGUUUCAAGUGCAACUUGUUGCACUUGAUAUUUAGGCCACUUGAAGCCUGAAGUACAAGAAAUCAGUGGCCUAAUUUGUCCAUAGAUCUGAAUAGGAGUUUGCUGUAGUAAUACCAAUAUUGCAUACAAUUGUCAUUUUUGUUUUGUGAUCCUGAGCAUCGAUGAACAUUGGUCUUGUUCGGUUGCUGUUCUCUGUUAAUUUAUAGGUUUUGUAUUUCCGGUUCUGUUUUUA
This is a messenger RNA of Phoenix dactylifera (date palm), 2435 nucleotides long. RefSeq names its product serine/threonine-protein kinase PBL27-like. The record is from RefSeq and is a predicted model, not a curated record. Gene Ontology annotation, biological process: protein phosphorylation. NCBI's taxonomy places the organism in Eukaryota, Viridiplantae, Streptophyta, Magnoliopsida, Arecales, Arecaceae. Gene Ontology annotation, molecular function: ATP binding; protein kinase activity.